This is a messenger RNA of Daldinia caldariorum, 1464 nucleotides long. RefSeq lists its product as uncharacterized. The transcript is spliced from 6 exons. Lineage: Eukaryota; Fungi; Ascomycota; Sordariomycetes; Xylariales; Hypoxylaceae. The coding region runs from base 1 to 1464 and encodes 487 amino acids. The record is from RefSeq and is a predicted model, not a curated record. Gene Ontology annotation, molecular function: DNA-binding transcription activator activity, RNA polymerase II-specific; zinc ion binding. Gene Ontology annotation, biological process: regulation of transcription by RNA polymerase II.
AUGGCUGAAUCAGCUCCGACUAUUCAGCGCCAACGUCAACGCAAGUUUCAUCGCAGGUCGAGAAACGGUUGUACCACAUGCAAGGCGAAGCACAUCCGGUGCGAUGAGAGAAGACCGCUCUGCACGUACUGUCUUCGACAUGGUGGAGAAUGUGGCUACCCGGACGGGGAUGCUGGGUUUGGUACUCCAAAAGCCGGGCGUGGGUCUGAAUCCAGGGCUGGAUCUAGAGAGCCUCACAAAUCUGCCGAAUCUUGCUUCCCCUUGAUAGACACUCCUCUAAAAGACCCAUUCCUGGGGACCUCACACGAUAUGCCCCACAAGUCACGGUCGUUAUUCCAACUCUUCGCAAAUACAAGGGUACUGCACACAACGCGGGUUGAAAGAAGUGCGAACUCGUUCAUUGUUCACAAAGCCUUGUCGCAUCCCGGGUUCCUCCAUGCUGCGUUGCUAAUGACGGUCCUGCAUUGGGUAUGGUGCACUGGCGAUGUUGAGCACUUCCGAGUCCCUUACCUCUAUCACAAGCUGCAAGCUAUACGAUUCGUCACGGAUCAGCUGAGGAAUCCAGACGCUGCUAUCCACGAUGGCACAAUUGCAGCCGUGUCGAGCCUCGCCCUCGUCGAGAAUGCCUUGGAGUCUGUCGAUGCCGUGUCGUUCCAUUUACGCGGGCUCGCGAAAAUUAAAGAAUUACAAGGCGAACAUAGAUGCCCUAGGAAGAUGGGCUUGCUUCAGCGAAUGAUCUUGAUGGCAGCUAGAAGCGUUUCCAGCCGCCCCGUGUGGGAUAUCCUCGACAUUAGUCGAACAGACCUAGUUCACCAGUCCAUGAUAAUAUCACUGAUCCGAGUUGCACUCCGGCCAAUCUAUAGUCUGAAAAUGCUAGGCAGCUCAUACGAUUCGGAGGAGCCGCUCUCUGAAAUCCUGGCAAGGAAAGCACCCAGCUCCGGAGUAAGCGACAGUAACGUCCUAUCGCCUCUCAAAUCGGUCGAUAGCAGUAGAUCUGGUUUCAUAGCGUGCUACUUCUAUCUCUACGUGAUCAUGCGCGAAGGCACGGUUGAUUCAUUCAUACUUAAUUGGUUCAUCGAGCAGUUACUUGCGGAUGUCUGUCGCACCGAGAUGCUUAUGCAGACGGGCCAAUACAGCCAGUCGCUCUGGUUUUGGUCUGUGAUGUUUGGCGCGUGCGUGACAAUGGCCGCCAAGACCAGUGACAGUCUUGAGAGGAAACAGAUGAACUUGUUCCGGGACGUGUAUCUGGACAAAAUCCACCUCGGGAGCCGCGUGCUAGAUAUUAAGAAUUGGGAAACCGCCAAGUCGACAUUAAGGCUCUUCGCCUGGGAGGACGACUUUGAUGGUGAGAUAGAACUCAAGGCAAUAUGGGAAGAAGCAGUCUGGAAAAGUGGAAAGAUACCUCGCAAAUGGGAUAACGAGGAAAACGCCGAAUACCUAGAUGUCAAAAAUAAUUGCUGGUGA